CAUAAGUUUCCUUUUGGCACACAUUCAUUCGAUGUGUGCGACCUGAAACUUUGCUAUUGGCUCUCUUAUGAUGUAAUGGGUAUCUCCCAUAAUCGUUUAAUCUAUAUGAAUUAGGAUGCUUCGCAUCCACUUUCUACCAAAAAAAAAAGAAGAAAUACAUCUAUCUAAACGAACUUUGUUUGUUGUAGAGCGAUGAUGGAGAGGACAUUCGGAUACUUGCAGAGGACGGCGGCGUUGAUAGAGAGUGUUAUAAACGACGCUCUGGGUCUCCCUCCAGGCCGCCUUCAUCAAUAUAACAGCAACAGGCAGAGCGAUAGGAUGAUAGCAUACCGCUACUUCAAGGCCAAUCAUGUCGAGACCAAGAAAAUGAUCGGAUCAUGCCCACACAAGGACCCCAACCUUUUCACACUGUUGUUGCAGGAUGAUGUCGGAGGGCUUGAGUUCCUGCUCAACGACCACUGGAUUCCUGUUUCUCCGGCCCCCAUUCCCUCGUCAUCAAUGUCGGCGAUGUCCUCCAGGUGCUAAGCAACAAUGAAUUCAAGAGCGUGGCGCACAGGGUGGUAUCUCCGAGCUUGAAGGAUCGCUAUUCGUUGGCGUUCGGGUGUCAGAUCGGCGAAAACAAAUGGGUAGAGCCGUUUGCGGAGUUAACAAGCCAGAUCAAGGCGGCGCCCAAGUUCAAGGGAUUCUAUCACCGUGAAUUACUGCAACUGUUGGUGGCCAGUUAUAAACCAACUCUGGAACCAAAUGACACAUUCACCCUUAUGGACGUCGUUGUAAACAACUACGCUCUCCCACCAUGAACUACGUACCCCAAAUUGAGCUCUGGGCAAGCCUUUGUUGGUUGUUGGUCUUAAUGUUCCAACUUAAAAGUAAUUAUGGAUCACUAGAGUUAAUCUAGUAAAGUUAUUGUGCAUCAUAUAUAUGCACUUUGGGUUGUUGUAUUUGUAUACCUUAUAUGUAUCCUCUAUGACUCUGGAUCCUUGAAAUACAUGGUUUAGUAUUGAUAAGUAAUACGUCUAUUUGCUAUUUAUUUUUAUCAAACAUAUGUCCCUUUAUUAUUAUUUACCACUCAAUCAUACUCAUGAAAGUAGUUAUCAAACAUGUCAUUUUGUUAAAAAUUUAAUAAAAAAAUCAUCAACAAAGGCCGAACCGUGGUUCGUAUGACUUGACAUCGGUAAAAUGGGAGAGGGAAUGUCACUCGAUUCUCCAUUUAUUUAUCUAAGUCUCGUUAAAAUAAAAUUAUUAGAGGAAC
Molecule: messenger RNA, 1252 nt
Organism: Linum trigynum
Lineage: Eukaryota; Viridiplantae; Streptophyta; Magnoliopsida; Malpighiales; Linaceae
Source: the annotation of a GenBank genome assembly